AUGUCCGAAAGAGAAAAACCGCAUAUGAUUGUGGGAGUGGACUUGGGGAUGACUUGUACUGGCGUAUCCUAUGCAAACCUCUCAAUUGGCAGUGAAACCGUCCGUUGGGUCCAGAAAUGGCCCGGUAGAUUCCAAGCCAACGAGAACAAAGUCCCCACUGUCAUUGUCUAUCCCAAUCACGCCUCCGAGCCUUCGUCAUGGGGCUUCCUCUCGGAGACUGUAGCAGAGUCUACUGCCGAGGACAAAGAUUACAAAGAAUGGUUCAAAACAUGCCUCGACCCUGCUAAAUUGGCCCAAAAACAACGAGAGGAUCCAGACAGCGCCCCUAAGUCCUUGGAGGAAGUGGAAAAGUGGUACGAGGAUUACUUGAAGAAAAUGUAUGAAUACCUAGCCUUCAAACUAGGGUCUGAGAUAUCAGGGGCAGACUGGACAACAGCCCGUAUAGAGUUCAUCUUUUCGGUUCCUACCACUUGGCCUACAUAUCCAACAGUGGAGAACUUCAAGCGUAUUGUCAGACGCUCUGGUUUUGGAUCGCAUCCCCAGCAUUCUGUUACUAUUGGAUUGACAGAGGCCGAAGCAGCGGCUGUUCAUGUGUCGACGGAAGCGCCUGGGAUCUUUCGAGAGGGGGACAUAUUGCUCGUCUGCGAUGCUGGAGGAGGGACGACCGACCUUUCUGUGCUUCGCGUCAACAAUACGAUCAACCAAUCCAUCUCGUUGCAACAGCUCGACGUUGUUUUUGGAGAAACCAUUGGUUCCGCAGCAAUAGAUUAUGCUUUCGAGAAGCUCGUGCAGCAUCGCCUUGCACUAUCCCAUAAUCAACUUCCGCUUCCCAUUCUCCCAGAGGACGCAGCAUGGGAGAUGAUGAAGUCGCGCGAUUUCCAGGCUGUAAAAUGCGAAUACGGCUCUCCAGAUGGCACUCCAAUCUUUUCCAUUGGGAUCCCACGUGUCCCGCACACGUACAACAACCCCGAUCCAGAAGUGAGAAUCAGAGCGGGAGAGAUGACAUUUGCGAGUGAGGAUCUGCAGCAGCUCUUCGACAAGCAAAUCGCCAAACUAUGCAAAUUGAUCGAUACGCAAUUGCAGACGCUACACCAGAAGUUCCCUGGCGAACAAGUGGCCCAUCUUGUAUUGAGCGGAGGCCUGGGAAACAGUCCCUAUGUACAGUCGCGCUUGAGAACUUACUACGCCCAGAGUGCGAUGCCAAAUGCACGGGAGGUCAGAGUUCGUGUUUCCCCAGAUCCUCAGCUCGCCUUGUAUAUCGUGCAAGCCAUCGCUUGGUUUGUGAAGAAAGGGGAACCCGUGAGCGUGGACAAACCGAUCGUCCACAAUUUCAUCAAAAAGAUUGCUCCUGGGGAUCCGCGGAAAGCAUUUCCAACCAGUGUGAUCGAAAGCCACCUGGAUGCUGCGCGAUUGCCGGAUCAGAUGAACCACGAAACGCGAAUUCUUUGCGAAAUUCAGAGUGAUCUGAGCAGUGCAGACGAAAGAAAAUUCAUUGAGAAAAAUAAGAGGUUCUGGAACGUAGGGAAGCAUUACCUGAAGAUUGAGUAUCAGGUGAAAGUCCUGAUCGGUCCGGCAGACAUCCGCUUCGAGCUGUGGUUCGACAAUCAAAAGCUGUCCAAGGACCAGUCUAUCAAGGUGGAUUGGGCUCCGGCUCCACCUCCGGAUUUUGCCAUAUACAACAGAGCAGAAUUACCUGAAUCUAGGCCAGCACAUUUCGCGAAUCACUUGGCAGGAUGGAAGGCGAAUGGCGAAGAAAGAACACAUGAGGCAGGGAGUUAUCUCAAUAACCCCGAGAGGAAAAGGGGUCUCGGGAAAAUGCAAGUUGGGCUGGUCUCCUUGGCAAGGUCAAGCAAAUGGUCGGUGUACGGAUGAGCGGAGUGCAAGACAGCCUUCGUCAUGCCGUCCACGUACAGUUCUCAUAAGAAGGUCAAAGUCUGACCUUCUGCGGGCGUGAUACCGAGGUAGUGCGAGGUCCUGACAUAAUUAGACACCUGCAUUAGGGAGGGAGGACUGGGGAAUCCUGUACAGCUCGUAUUCCAUGUGCAACUGCCUCUCACUGAGGUAUCAAUGAGAAACCGCCCUAUUGAGAAGUCCGAACG
This is a messenger RNA of Westerdykella ornata, 2099 nucleotides long. RefSeq lists its product as uncharacterized. The transcript is spliced from 4 exons. The record is from RefSeq and is a predicted model, not a curated record. Lineage: Eukaryota; Fungi; Ascomycota; Dothideomycetes; Pleosporales; Sporormiaceae. Bases 1 to 1872 code for a protein of 623 amino acids.